Molecule: messenger RNA, 510 nt
Organism: Phycomyces blakesleeanus NRRL 1555(-)
Lineage: Eukaryota; Fungi; Mucoromycota; Mucoromycetes; Mucorales; Phycomycetaceae
Exons: 1
Coding region: 1-510 (169 amino acids)
Source: RefSeq, a predicted model, not a curated record
AUGGUCCAAUUUUGCCCUAUAUGCCAAGUAAAAGUAACUAAAAGAAACAGAAAGAAACACACCAAGAUGUAUGAAAUACAAAAUAUGCAAGCUCUUCAAGAAAGAAUCAGACAAGAGAGAGAUUGGAGUCAAGUCAAUUCUUUUUCUUCAGUAUUACCUCUAAAGCAUACUAGAGCAGAAACAAUCUCUGGUGAUGAACAGACUUACAUGUGUUCCAAUCAAUCAAAUGAUGUGGACAAUUUUUUGGUUGUGAACGAUUGCGAUCCUGCAGAUUUUGAAGAAGGGGAGAAAUCACUUGCUGUAAAUGCAGAAAACAAUUAUAUGGAUACAGAAAAUUCAAACGUAUCAUUCGACAAUGUCAAAACUCGUGAAGAGAUUGUGGAAGAAAGAGACGAUUCUUUAUCCUUGUUUAGUUGCUUGGGAGCCUUUAAAACCACUGUUGAAAGUCCGUUAUCUUAUGAGUCUGUUACCAAUAGCAAAUUGUUUGGAACGUUAAACAAUGCAGAAUAA